Messenger RNA from [Candida] anglica, 576 nucleotides. NCBI's taxonomy places the organism in Eukaryota, Fungi, Ascomycota, Pichiomycetes, Serinales, Debaryomycetaceae. The record is from the annotation of a GenBank genome assembly.
AUGUCAUCAAGAUUGGAAGCACUUCGGAAGAAGAAAAGAGAAGCACAGUCCCAAAACAAACAAGAACUAUACAAAGAUUUCCAAAAUCAGAAACUUAAGUCGGUGAACCUUAAGGCAUUAGCUCGAGGGAAGGAAGGUGCUGAAGACAAAUUGGAACAAAUAAACAAAGGUGAUGAUUAUACAAGAGCCAAAAACUGGGGGUGGCUGGUAGAAGAAUGUGAAGCGUGGGAAGCAAAACAGAAUGAAAGAGCGGCUGCCAAAAAUAGAUCAGAAACCCAUGAUUACGGGAAAUUGGCAGAACAAGUUUAUACCAAGGAGAUUCUGAAACUUCAAGUAGACAAGGAAGAAUACUCUAAAGCACGAGCCAAGAAUAGUGCUGGAACAUCCAACACGGCUUACUUGGUCCAGAAACCAUCUAAGAACAAGAUAUCGUCACUUGCACAGGGCAUUCAAGAAACGAGUGCCAAAAGGGCAGCUCUUUCUAAACGGAAGACUACUGAUAAUUCCAAUCUGGAAGGAUAUAUCAAUGAAAAGAAUAGACAAUUUAACAUGAAAUUGGAUAGACAAUACAAGUGA